AGUUGAGCAUGUCUCAGUUGAAUGAAAAGGAAACUCCUUUUGAGCUCAUUGAAGCUCUACUUAAAUAUAUUGAAACUCUUAAUGUUCCUGGAGCUGUGUUGGUUUUUUUGCCUGGCUGGAAUUUGAUUUAUACUAUGCAGAAGCAUUUGGAAAAUAAUCCACAUUUUGGAAGUCACCGGUAUCAGAUUCUACCUCUGCAUUCUCAGAUUCCACGGGAGGAACAACGAAAAGUGUUUGAUCCAGUACCAGAUGGAGUAACAAAGAACUUGAUGCAUUAGAUGCCAAUGAUGAGUUGACCCCUCUAGGACGAAUCCUGGCUAAACUCCCCAUUGAGCCUCGUUUUGGAAAAAUGAUGAUAAUGGGAUGUAUUUUCUACGUGGGAGAUGCUGUCUGUACCAUCUCUGCUGCUACCUGCUUUCCAGAGCCCUUCAUCAGUGAAGGAAAGCGGCUGGGCUAUAUCCAUCGGAAUUUCGCUGGAAACAGAUUUUCUGAUCAUGUCGCUCUUUUAUCGGUAUUCCAAGCUUGGGAUGAUGCCAGGAUGAGUGGAGAAGAAGCAGAGAUACGUUUUUGUGAGCAGAAACGACUCAAUAUGGCUACACUAAGAAUGACUUGGGAGGCCAAAGUUCAGCUUAAAGAGAUUCUGAUUAACUCUGGCUUUCCAGAAGAUUGUUUGUUGACACAAGUGUUUACUAACACCGGACCAGAUAAUAAUUUAGAUGUUGUUAUCUCUCUACUGGCCUUUGGUGUAUACCCCAACGUAUGCUAUCAUAAGGAAAAGCGAAAGAUUCUCACCACUGAGGGUCGUAAUGCACUUAUCCACAAAUCAUCCGUGAAUUGUCCUUUUAGCAGCCAAGACAUGAAGUACCCAUCUCCUUUCUUUGUUUUUGGUGAAAAGAUCCGUACCCGAGCCAUCUCUGCUAAAGGCAUGACCUUGGUCACCCCGUUACAGUUGCUUCUCUUUGCCUCCAAGAAAGUACAAUCUGAUGGACAGAUCGUGUUUGUAGAUGACUGGAUCAGACUACAAAUAUCCCAUGAAGCUGCUGCAUGCAUCACAGCUCUCAGGGCAGCCAUGGAAGCUCUGGUUGUUGAAGUGUCUAAACAACCAAAUAUCAUCAGCCAACUGGACCCUGUAAAUGAACAUAUGCUAAACACGAUCCGCCAAAUCUCUAGGCCCUCAGCUGCUGGUAUAAACCUUAUGAUUGGAAGUGUCCGGUAUGGCGAUGGUCCACGCCCUCCCAAGAUGGCCCGUUAUGAUAAUGGAAGUGGAUUUAGAAGGGGAGGAUAUGGUGGUGGGGGAUAUGGUAGCGGAGGAUAUGGUGGUGCCUAUGGUGGGGGAGGCUUUGGAGGCGGCUUUGGAAGUGGUGGGGGAGGCUUCGGAGGCGGCUUUGGCAGUGGUGGGGGUGGCUUUGGCAGUGGUGGGGGUGGUUUUGGUAGUGGAGGUGGUGGCUUUGGCAGUGGAGGAGGCGGCUUUGGUGGUGGCAGAGGUGGAGGCUUUGGAGGAGGUGGAGGCUUUGGAAGUGGUGGGGGCGGUUAUGGCGUUGGUGGAGGAGGCUAUGGAGGUGGAGGUGGUGGUUAUGGAGGUGGCAGUGGAGGAUAUGGAGGUGGUGGAGGCGGCUAUGGUGGUGGUGAAGGUUACAGCAUUAGCCCCAACUCUUACCGUGGAAAUUAUGGCGGAGGUGGUGGUGGAGGCUACAGAGGAGGUUCCCAAGGGGGCUAUAGAGGCAACUUUGGUGGAGAUUACAGAGGAUCUAGUGGAGACUACCGGGGAUCUGGAGGAGGCUUUAGAGGAUCUGGAGGAUUCCAGCGAGGGGGUGGCAGGGGUAACUAUGGGGGUGGUUAUUUUGGACAAGGAAGAGGAGGCGGUGGUGGCUAUUAGACUCUUGUUAUGUCAGUGCCUAUGCAUAGACAGUUAAAAAUAACAUUUAAGAAGCAUGCUAUGUGUUUUUUCCAAGACGUUUAUUUGCACCAAAAAAAAAAAACCCCAAUUUCCACCUAAUCUGUAGUUCAUUGUAGUUUCAAGCAACAAAGAAUAUAGAUUAGUGAUUUUGUUUAUAUUAUGUAAUGUAAAAUAUGACCUAUUAUACAAGUAUCACACCAUACAGUUUGUAUUUUUUCUUUAAUGAGUAAAGGUUUGCCUUUUAAAUUAA
Nannospalax galili (Upper Galilee mountains blind mole rat) is the source of this 2147-nucleotide messenger RNA. Its product is annotated as ATP-dependent RNA helicase A. Lineage: Eukaryota; Metazoa; Chordata; Mammalia; Rodentia; Spalacidae. Gene Ontology annotation, biological process: positive regulation of transcription by RNA polymerase II; regulation of mRNA processing. Gene Ontology annotation, molecular function: 3'-5' DNA helicase activity; RNA binding. Gene Ontology annotation, cellular component: intracellular anatomical structure; nucleolus; ribonucleoprotein complex. The record is from RefSeq and is a predicted model, not a curated record.